UUAGGAGUGGAAGAGAGAGAAAUAGACAUGGAGACACAAAAGAUAGCGGUGAGAGGCUACGCCAUAGAGGAAAAGAAGGUGCUCAAAUCGAUCAAGCGUGCAGGCAAAGCAGCCGAGCCAUGGCCAUACCCAAGAGGCUACUCUCAUUUCACUUCAUUUUACAAGUACCCUUCUUACGUUGUCAACCACUACUAUCAUGACACAUUCAAAAUUGUCUCUCCGGACAAUAUCCAUAGUUUCUUCCACACUCCUGCAGUUUACUCGGUUGCAGUUGUAUCAGAUGAAGUUGUUGCUUCGCUUUUUAGUGAUGAAAAUCCUCAUGCAUGUACUAUCAUGUAAUCUUGCAGUUUUUUUUUUUUUUUUUUAAUUCCCUUAUCUUGUGAUGUAUGUUUAGGUCAUGUAAUUUAGUUGUUUGUUAACUCUAUAUUUGCAUUUUGUACGAGUUUUUUUGAAAUUUUUCCCAUCCAUGAAUUAAUUCACAAGAAGCAGAGUUUGAGUUUUCGAGAGGAUUCUUAUUUUUAUUUUUAAAGAGUCUAUUUUCAUAACUCUGAAUACAAGCUUUUAUUGCAACAAAAAAUCCAAAAUAUAGUAACUUUAGCUACAAGGUCAACAACCUCAUGCUCAUGGCUAACUCUGGGUGA
Molecule: messenger RNA, 641 nt
Organism: Camellia sinensis
Lineage: Eukaryota; Viridiplantae; Streptophyta; Magnoliopsida; Ericales; Theaceae
Source: RefSeq, a predicted model, not a curated record